Messenger RNA from Malania oleifera, 1674 nucleotides. Its product is annotated as probable glycosyltransferase At5g25310. Gene Ontology annotation, molecular function: glycosyltransferase activity. NCBI's taxonomy places the organism in Eukaryota, Viridiplantae, Streptophyta, Magnoliopsida, Santalales, Ximeniaceae. The coding region runs from base 119 to 1561 and encodes 480 amino acids. The record is from RefSeq and is a predicted model, not a curated record. The transcript has 4 exons.
AGAGAGUUCCCCGCCUUUCUCUUUUCCGUUUCAAAACGUUUUUGCUCUGUUCAACUUAGAACCCCCUCGCCGAGAGAGGGAAAAGGAGAGGGGAGAGGGUUGGGUUAGGGGUUUGGAGAUGGAGGUCUGUAAUAGUGGAGCCUCUGUAUCGGUACUCUGUUCGGUGUUCGUAGUGUCGACGGUGGUUCUUGUCAUGUUUCUCAAUGAAUAUUCCGAUUUGAGGAUGACGUUACCGGCGCCGGAGACCGAUAGGCCUCUGUCGCCGAUCAUUGAGUUGCAGUCGAAGGUGAUCAAAAGCUCCGCUCAGCUGAGAUCCUCUCUUUCCAUCGAGUCCGCUGCCCCUGUCGUUAAGCAACUGAGGAACCAAACUGUUCUUGCAAAAUCGAUGAAACUACGCGACGCUCGACCAGUCGAACAAGGCCUUGCUCGCGCUCGCGCUGCGAUUCGCAACGCCGCCUCAUCUCGAUCAACCGUCGAUCACAACUCCACCGACGUCGUCCCCUCCGGCGUCAUCUAUCGCAACGCCGGCACAUUUUACCGGAGCUACGUCGAAAUGGAAAGAAGAUUGAAGGUGUAUGUGUACGGAGAAGGGGAGGCACCGUUAGUGCACGGGGGGCCAUGCAAGAACAUAUACUCGUCGGAGGGGAGGUUCAUAGAGGAGAUGGAACGGGGAGAUGGCGGGAGGAGGUUUAGGACGAGGGACGCCGCGCGCGCCCACCUCUUCUUCAUGCCCUUCAGCGUCACCUGGAUGGUGAAGUACUUGUAUCAGCCCAACUCCUACGACGCCACUCCGCUGAGAGAGUUCGUCUCUGACUAUGUCAAGGUCAUCUCCACUAAGCACCCUUUCUGGAACUCAACUCAAGGUGCCGACCACUUCAUGCUUGCUUGCCAUGAUUGGGGUCCUCUUGCAUCAGAGGGCAACGCCCUGCUGUUCAAAACAUCCAUCAGGGUGCUGUGCAACGCCAACACCUCCGAAGGGUUCAACCCCCAGAAAGACGUGAGCCUCCCCGAGAUCUAUCUCUACGACGGCAACGUCUCCCCCAAGCUCCUCUCCCUGCCCCCUGCCCGCUCCCCCCGCCCCCUCCUGGCUUUCUUCGCCGGCGGCCUCCACGGCCCCAUCCGCCCCAUCCUCCUCCGCCACUGGAAGGGCCGCGACCCCGACAUCCCCGUCUUCGAGUACCUUCCCCCGGGCCUCGACUACUACUCCUUCAUGCUCCGAUCCAAGUUCUGCCUCUGUCCCAGCGGCCACGAGGUCGCCAGUCCCCGCUUGGUGGAGGCCAUAUACGCCGAGUGCGUUCCCGUGAUUCUGUCGGACCACUCCGUGCUGCCCUUCAGCGACGUGCUGCGCUGGGAAGAGUUCUUGGUUGGGGUUGAGAUUGCGGAGAUCCCCAGACUCAAGGAGGUGUUGACGGGGAUUCCGGAGGAGAAGUACCGGAGGUUGAAGGUGGGCGUGAGAGCCGUAAGGAGGCACUUCGAGCUUAACCAGCCGCCCAAGAGGUUUGAUAUGUUUCAUAUGAUUUUGCAUUCUGUAUGGCUCCGCCGAAUCAAUUUGAAACUUUAAAAAAAUAAUAUAAAAAAAAAGGGUAAGUUUAGUGAUGUAUAUGGUUCAUCGAUUUGUAUAAUGAAAGUAGAAUGAAUACGUAAAGGUAAAGAUUUUUGGUGAGCUAUAAGAAG